This is a messenger RNA of Rhinolophus ferrumequinum (greater horseshoe bat), 1678 nucleotides long. It is a transcript of the gene TMEM139, whose product is annotated as transmembrane protein 139. The record is from RefSeq and is a predicted model, not a curated record. NCBI's taxonomy places the organism in Eukaryota, Metazoa, Chordata, Mammalia, Chiroptera, Rhinolophidae. Bases 906 to 1646 code for a protein of 246 amino acids. The transcript is spliced from 2 exons.
AGGGUCCUGGGAUUGGGGCUGGGGUGGAGGGAGGGCUGGCCCCUCUGCAGAGUCUGUGAGUCCUUGCUAUUCAGAGUUCAGGGAACUCCUGACAGGCUGGUAUUGGAAUACAGCUGCCUUGGUGCUGCUGCUGUGUUGCAAAGGAAAGAAAAGGCUUCUCCCUACCAACCUCCCAGCCCCUACGCAACUCCAGGGAACCGCGGUAACUCCAGGCAGGAAACUAGAAAUCUGUCUUUACUGCGUUAGGGCCAGAAGAGGAUGGGAGACCCUGGCAGAGGUGGGGGGUGUAAAGAGAUCAGGAGUUAUCUGGGCCACUGUCACCGCCCUAGGCCUUUGUCUGUAAGGUUCUCUCUCACUUAGUUGUGUCCCUGUGGCUGUGGUGGGCCUCUGCGCAUUUUCUCCCUCCAACUGGAGCAUGGGUUGACAGGAGGAAAUAGGAAGGUGGGGUCAGACAGGGUGAGUGGUGCUUCCUCCCUCCCUACUCACCCCAACAGGGUCAUACUGAGGGUCUCUGACUGGGAAGCUAGGGGGUGGAGUCCAGCAAGAGCAGUAACAGAGAAAGGGCAGGGCCUGCCCCAUCACCUGGAUUCCAGGGGUGCCAGUGAACCCCAAAGCCCCAGAGCCCACCCAGGACUGGAUCCUGGAUGGUGUGUGUUGAAAGGCAGAGCUGGAAGGGAGACCACAGGGAAGAAGGAGAAAGGAAGGCAGGACUGUGACCCAGUCAACUGGCAUGAGGGCUGGGAGUCAGAACUCCUGGGCUGGUUUCCUGGCUAGUCCACAUAUACGAAUACUCGGGGACAACAGUGGGAUCCUAAAAAGAAUUACUGGCCUGGAGAGGACCCUGCUGCUCAUUUAUCUGAUUUGAAACCCAAUCAUCUGACUUAAAAUCCAGAAAGGUGUCUAAUAUGGUUACUUUGGAAUCUGACCCAGCCAUGCUGCCAAUUGCUAGUUUAGACACAACAGCUGUGUAUCUUUUUGCAGGAGCCUGGGGAAGGGCCAUGGUGCUCAGCCAGUGGUGGGGAAGACUGGAGAAGCUGUUUCUCUACCUGUGCUGCACCUCCUUCCUCCUGGGGCUGGCUCUGCUGGGCAUACAGCCAGACAUUGCCCCUGUCGCUUAUUUCUUUCUGACCUUGGGUGGCUUCUUCACGUGUGCCUGCCUCCUGGCCUGUUUUCUGAAAAAGGUGUUCCAAUCAGUGCAGACGGAGAACCCAGGGGCCUCCGGCAAUGCACGGGACAACGAAGCCUUUGAGGUGCCCACCUAUGAAGAGGCCGUGGUGUUAGAAUCCCAGUGCCCCCCGCAAGAGUUGGAUCAACCACCCCCCUACAGCAGUGUUGAAAUCCCCCCAGGACUUGUAGACAGGCAGCCUAGCCAUCCAGAGGGACCCAGGACAGACAGACUGGAGAGGCGAGUGGGCUCAGAGGGCUCCAUGACCCGGGGAAGCCCUGGAGGAGCUCUCGUCAGCCUGCGGCUUCGGGGACCGCGAGUAGUGUCCACUGCUCCGGAUCUGCAGAGCUUGGGGACACUCCCCAAAUUGGAGUCGAUCCCCAAACUGGAGCCUCUUACUCCACCCCCCGCCUAUGAUGUCAGCUUUGGUCACCCUGAUGAUGACAAUGUUUUCCAUGAUGACAACUGGACACCCCCCUAACAGAGUGUCCCAGGAUAUAUCAUCUCUCUGCA